AUGGCCUUCGCUAUAGGAUCUUUCAUUCCCGUCCCAUUCUCCGAGACCACUGUCGCCUUACUUAAAGCCGGACCUGCACAACCUCUUCAACCUGUCGCACCCUCGAUAGGAGUGUAUUCUGAACAUGUAGCUGGUGAACCUACUGGAUUGGUCUUGCAGUCUGAUCCAUUCGACAAUCAUGGAGAAGACUUCCUGAUUCGAGAUUUGGAAGGGAAAGUAAGAUUGGUCUGUAGGACCGACACAGCUUCUGGCAAACACGGUAAAGUCAUCACCGAUAUCAACGGUAACAUCCUUAUCUCUCUCAAAUCGAAAAUAUCCAUGUCGAAAUCAUAUGUAGGUGAGGAUGUAAGUGGGAAAGAGGUGUUAAAAGUGAAAAAGAAGUUUGCUCUCGGAUCGGCAUUUGAAGCUUCAUUCCACGAUGCCCUAUCUUCCAAAUCGAAAUCUAUUCAACUUCGAGGUGAUUUCUGGUUGGGCUCAGCAGAUAUCUUAGUAGUCAGCGGACCGUUGAUAGCUCAGUUCUCGAGGAGAAAAGUGGAUAGUCAAGGUCUUAAUUCAGACAAGGAGACUUACAUUGUCAAUGUCGCUCCUGGAGUGGAUCUUGCCUUGAUAACGGCAAUCUGUAUAUGUUUCGAACAAGCUUCCAAAGAGAAAUUACUACAGCAACAAAUAGCCGAGUCGAAGAAUGGCUCCCAACGGAGAUCAUAG
Messenger RNA from Kwoniella mangroviensis CBS 8507, 705 nucleotides. RefSeq lists its product as uncharacterized. The record is from RefSeq and is a predicted model, not a curated record. Lineage: Eukaryota; Fungi; Basidiomycota; Tremellomycetes; Tremellales; Cryptococcaceae. The coding region runs from base 1 to 705 and encodes 234 amino acids. The transcript is spliced from 5 exons.